CCGCCGGAAGAGGAGCGUUCGGCGAACGACACAAGGCACAUGUAGUUGUAGUGGAUCUUGAGAUGCAAGUUUCGUUUAGAGAUUAUCUAUACUUACUCUUUGCUUUGAUCAAGUUGGAUACGUUCAUAGCGCUUGGGCCAUGGAGUCAGUGGUGUAACGACUGUCAAGAAAAUAAAAGUGUGUUUGCAGAGGUGUACCUGACUCCAUUGAUAUGGUAAUGUUUAGCAAAUGGCCUGUGGUGGCAGCUGACCGGAAGACCUACAGUGAUUUGCCAAUGAGUGGUGAAGGGAUUGAUAUUAGGGUUCCACCUUAUCCACAAAUGGCGGGGUAUUUGGGAAAAGAUAAAUGUGGAAAAUCAUUGCAAGAUGUUCCCUGUCCAGUAUGCACUACUAGAGGCCAGAAAUGGCUCCUGCGUGUGUAUUCCGUCAAUUUUCAGGAAUCGGUUGUUUUAUGUGAAAACCCACAGUGCAUUUAUCCCUUGGGAUGUCAUCCUUUGAAAUACUUUUUGUUACCCAACAACACACCAACAAACCUCUCUUCAGCCUUCAACCUAGUAAAGAGAAAACACAUCUCCAGUCCUGAGUGUCAAGAUUUUAUUUCUCCUUUAAAACGUCGUAAGAAAACCGCAGAUGUUAUUGUGGAAGAAUCUCAACUGGUUUCAGAGAAUUCAUGUAAUAAUCUGGGCAAUUUUCCAAAAAAUAUUUCCUCAGAUGGCAAAGAAUUUCUCUCAGGGAGUAAUUCACAAAGUGACAGUGCAAGUAAUGUUUCAGACAAUUCACAGCAGCCAGAGAACUCGUUUAAGGCAAAUCCUGACACAAGCCAACAUCCUUGUUCUGUGGAAAAGCCAAUUGACACAGUUGCUAAUUCCCAGAGACUGGAAUGUGUUCCAAAAGAUGCUGAAAUGGAAGAGAUUCCACAAUAUUUUCGCAUUCAUUGGAGGAACAAAUCCAUGCUCUGUUGGCUUGAUUGUUUGUUGGUAGCACUGGUAAGCUCCAGAGGAUUAAAACAGCAUUUGCAGAAACAAAGUGAAGAGCAGUCUCCUGUUCAGAAAUUGUGUUGUGUAUAUGAGAAAGCCAGCAACCUUGUGUCAGAGGGACUUCAGAACAACCAAGAUCACUGUUAUGUUUCUUCUGAAGCUUUUGCUGAGGCUCAGUUGGAUGAGAUCCGAAUGGAAAUUUUUAAUUUGUUGCAGCCCACGUUACACUGUGAAUUGGGUAAAGAAGAUAGCCCAAUAUUUGCCUUGCCAUUGUUGCUUAAACAAGAUCCUUCAAUAGAAGAGGCAUUUCAGCACUCAUUUUCUUGGGAGUUUGAAUGUUCAGCCUGUGGAUACACAUAUCAAGAAAGGUGUCAAAAGCCUCUUACAACAUUUACAAAUCUAGUUCCAGAGUGGGCACCGUUAAAUGCUGUUCACAAUGCACCUUGCAAUAAAUGUAAUAAUAAAAGACAGAAGAGAAAGAUGGUGUUGGACAGGUUGGCAACCAUCUUUGCUCUGCAUUUCGUUAAUGGGCUACCUCACAAUGAUUUAAAGGCCUACGAAUUUGAAUUUCAAGGGAAGCUUUACACUAUCUGCACCAUAAUUCAGUACAGCAGUCAACAAAAGCAUUUUGUGACCUGGCUCAGAAAUGAUGGUUUGUGGAUUGAGUGUGAUGAUUUGAAAGCUCCACUCUGCAGUGUGUAUAAGCAGUUGGAAGUUCCAUCAAAUGAGGUUCAUAUGGUUUUUUGGGAAGCAAGAAGCACAACACCCAAAGAGAUGCCUGUGCCGGUAUCUGGUAGAGAGUUUGUUGAAAAUGGUUGUUCUUUAAAAAGUAAAGCUGUACCGGCAGAGCAGAAGGCACAGGGAGAGAUGGACACACAAGUAAAAUGUGUAUCUGUUAACUCCCUGCUUAACAACAGUGUAAAUUUAACAAUGGAACAGAAUAAUGAAACUAGUUUGCUAAAAGCCUUUGAUGGCCUACAGCCAGAUGACAUCAUCACACUGAAUCUCGUGGAGCUUAAGUUUGAUGCAGAAGGUCGUGUCCUGGACAGCAGUGUACUUGCUGAACAGACGCAGAUGAAUGACAGUAUCUUUUCAGCUGUUGGAAGUGACACAUGUAUAGAUCAGUCACAGGAUAUAAUCAUUACUGAUGGCGUCUCAGACAGUAGUCCAAGCGUACUGGAUGAUGACAAAGCCAUACUGGAGCCAACCCAAAGUACGGAUGACAGUGCCUCGAAAAAUAAUUCAAAGAUACAAAAUACUUCCAUAGUAAUAUCUGAGGCAACAAAAGGUACAACAAUCGUGAAUCAAGAUUCAGACCAGGCAGCACCACAUCAUGGAUUUAAAUCAGCUGUUAUUUCUGUUUCACCUUCAUGUGCUGAGACUCCUUCAUUUGAAAAUAAUCAAAAAAGCUCUGCUUUAAACUGGUCAUCCAAGUUAUUUAUUAACCAUCUUUCUGUUAAAAAGCAAGUUAUACCACAUCCUAAUCUAAAUCAAAGCCUUUCUAAACCUAAACCAGAAGUCCAGCCACAGCUAAAAGUGGAUGGUCAAGUUCCAUUACAAGCUGAGAUGUUUGGAGGCUUCAGAUCUAAAGGGUUUAUUCGAAGCAACCAGAAUUCAAAAAACACUUUGUAUCUUCAUGAGGAUGAAACCAGUGCUAUAGAUGUAAAGAGCAAGUCUCUGAUUCAGCCUGCUGAUGUGGAGCAGACAGCCACAGAUUUGCAUACAGCAAAGUGUUCUGUUUCAGAUCUCAAGAGGGCAAACAGCAAAACAACCGAAAAGAAGGAAGAGGGUACUAAACAUUUAAGUGACACCGCAAAGCUUCGGUAUAAACUUUUAAAAAGGCUGAAGGCCAAAAAACAAAAGUUAGAAUUGCUUAAUCAGCAGUUAGAUGCCACCGUGAAUUCUUCAGAAAGUAAAGGUAAAAGAAAUGGAGUGGAGAGUCCUAGCAGCUCCAGCGGACACGUUGCUACAGGCACCUCAACUGCUCAGGUUAAUGGCACUGAUGCCGAUUCUGUUUAUACUGCUAGCUCAUGCACAUCAAUUGAUAGUCAGAGUUAUGAAGACUUUCUUGCAGAUCUCCUUUCUCCAGACACCACUACUAGUUCUUUAUCAACUUCUAGCAUCCCUUCUGAGAAUACACAGAGCUCUGAAUGCAAAUCUAAAAAUUCCACUUCUGUGCAGGACAAGGUACAGAUAUGCAGUACCAUUAAUACAAGUGCAGGAAGCGUCGACAAUGAUUUGUUCACUGAUCUUUUAUCCAACACAACAGCAGGAUCUUGCACUGAGAAUGAAGAAUUGUUUAAUUUUUAUGAUAGUUUUUUUGAAGUUUGUUGACCUGCAAUCGUGAACAUUUCAGUGGUUUUAUGUUAGUGAAUGAUAAACACUACAUCUGUUAUAUUUAAGAGAGAGUCCUCAGGCUGGGAAACGUUGGCACUGUCAAACACUUUUGUUUUGUAAAUUGUAGCUUUUAAUUUUUAGUUGAAAUUUGAAUGUUACAGUUUGACCUAUGUUAGGCCAAUUUAUAUUUGAAAUAAAUGUAAACAUUCUGA
Molecule: messenger RNA, 3525 nt
Organism: Erpetoichthys calabaricus (reedfish)
Lineage: Eukaryota; Metazoa; Chordata; Cladistia; Polypteriformes; Polypteridae
Gene: uspl1
Product: ubiquitin specific peptidase like 1
Exons: 9
Coding region: 212-3310 (1032 amino acids)
Biological process (GO): Cajal body organization; protein desumoylation
Cellular component (GO): Cajal body
Molecular function (GO): SUMO binding
Source: RefSeq, a predicted model, not a curated record